GGAGCGCGGGCGGCGAUGGCGGCGGGCACGGAGGGGGUGCGCGGGCUCCUGGCGCUGCUGGUGCUCGGCGUGCUGGCGGCGGGCGGACAGGGCACAACUGGUUUUAUAAAGUCACCGCUGUCUCAAAAGAGACUGACUCAGGACAGCGUCGAGUUGUACUGCGAGGCGAUUGGCAAUCCCAUCCCUGAGAUCCAGUGGUGGUUUGAGGGGAACGAGCCAAACGAGACCUAUGCUCAGCUUUGGGAUGGUGCACGGCAGGACCGUGUCAAAAUCAACGCCACCUACAACCUGCACUCCACCAGCACCAUCUACAUCGCCAACCUCACGGGCGACGACUCGGGCACGUACGAGUGCCGGGCCAGCAACGACCCUGACCGCAACCACUUGUCGAAGAGCCCCAAAGUCAAGUGGAUCCGUUCACAGGCUAACGUUUUUGUCAUCGAACGUCCAGACAUCCAAACGCAGUUCACAAGCACUCAUGGCAAGUUGGUCCUCAGCUGCAACCUGACUGAGCCUCACUCUGCCAUCGAUGGUCAUGAAUGGAAGUAUGGAGACAAGAUACUUCAAACAGACACGGAGUCGAGCAGUGUCACCACUUACGAGAUCGAGGGGAAGAAGGAAGAGCACUCUGGUAUCUAUCAGUGCAUCUUCAAAACAAGCCCAGAGAUAAAAGGAGAAAUAAAUAUAUCAGUUGUGCCCCAAGUGGUGGCUUACAAGAAGUCUGAGCAUGGGAAUGAGGGGGACACGGGGGUGCUGACCUGCAAGAAUCCCUCUUUUCCUCCUGUCAGCUCUUGGACCUGGUCCAGAAAUGGCGAGCAGUCCAUCAUCAAUGGAUCUGGCCGAUACAUCAUCAAGUCCAGCGGCAACAAGACAGAGUUACGCAUUCUUAAGCUGAACAUCGAGGAGGAUACGGGUGACUACCAGUGCAUUGCCAUCAACGUAUUUGGCACGGGUGAAGCCACGGUGAACCUGCGCGUACGCAGCCGUCUGGCAGCGCUCUGGCCCUUCCUGGGCAUAGUGGCAGAAGUCCUGGUCCUUGUCACCAUCAUCUUUAUCUACGAGAAGAGGAGGAAGCCAGAUGAAGUUCUUGAUGAUGAUGAUGGAGGUUCUGCACCACUGAAAAGCAAUGCCACAAACCACAAGGACAAGAAUGUCCGCCAGAGAAAUGCUAACUAAGCAGGGGCCAGGUGAUAUGUAGCUGAAGAACUCGUCUGGACAUUUUUUUUCUUUUCUUUGGUAAAAUAGCACCAUGAAAUAUUCUAGUGUGUCCUUGCGAUUGAGUUACUUCACUUUCUAAAGGAACUUAAGUUGUAGAAACUAAAAUACACAUGUUGUUUUUUUAAAAAAAGAGUUGUGGGAGGGUUUUUUCUACCUGUAAGUGUAAAUCCCUUCUUUCUGGUAGUCUUGGUCACUGGCUGUCUGUCCUAGGUCUCUUCAUGUUGGAGCAGAGCGGGUGGGUGGGAGUACAACUUCUCUUCCUCUCCUCUUGAAGAGCAGCGUGUGCUGGGGGGGCUGUGCUGAGAUGCCCUCCUCGCCCCACCUCAGUGUUGGAGGCCACACGAGGAGCUGCGGAGAGCUGACCUGAGCGUGGCAGCAAAAUGCACAGUUCCUUGAGGGCUGCUCCACCAGACAUGGCUGGCCUGGGUUCCCAGCACAGUGUCGUGUCCUGCACGUGCGGGAUGGGAGGAAACUGCUGUAGCAGCCUUCUGGAGGUGACCCCAUCCCUCAGAGCAUCUUAGGAGAUCCCCCCCUACCCCCUGGCUCCUCCAGGGAUGCUCUUGGUGGUCACACACAGAAACAGACAACCAGGAGGCAGUGUUAGAGCUGGACACUGGCUGGACAUGAUUUGUGUUAACUUAUUUAAUGGGUUGUUAGUAUUGCUUCUCAAGUGGCUACGCUGGGGCUGGGGGCAAAGUGUGGGGUGGACGCUGGGGGUGCGGUGUGGUGGGGGGUGGUGUGACAGCAUGUGUUCUUGUGCUUGGGCCAUCUUGGUGUUUGUGCAACAUAGGAGCCUGAGAGCAGACGAAUGCUCAGUGGUGUCUAAUACCUUUAUUGCUGAGUAGCGUUGAGCUGUUCCAUCUGUUAACAUACUUCACAAAUAAAGAUAAUUCCUCUCUCUCUUUUUUCCA
Messenger RNA from Anas platyrhynchos (mallard), 2129 nucleotides. RefSeq names its product basigin (Ok blood group) (gene BSG). Gene Ontology annotation, molecular function: cell-cell adhesion mediator activity. NCBI's taxonomy places the organism in Eukaryota, Metazoa, Chordata, Aves, Anseriformes, Anatidae. Gene Ontology annotation, cellular component: plasma membrane; axon. The record is from RefSeq and is a predicted model, not a curated record. Gene Ontology annotation, biological process: homophilic cell-cell adhesion; dendrite self-avoidance; axon guidance.